This is a messenger RNA of Neltuma alba, 4150 nucleotides long. RefSeq lists its product as uncharacterized. The record is from RefSeq and is a predicted model, not a curated record. The coding region runs from base 335 to 3811 and encodes 1158 amino acids. The transcript is spliced from 2 exons. Lineage: Eukaryota; Viridiplantae; Streptophyta; Magnoliopsida; Fabales; Fabaceae.
CAACACAGAAAGUGCCGUUUCACUGGCAGUCCAUUUUUCUUCCCUCCUGUUCAUGCGAGGGGAACGCUUCUGUUCUCUUCGCUCGCCGUCUGUGUUGGCAUCAGCCUUGUCCGUCGGCGUUGGUUGCAGCCUCGUCCGUCGGUGUUGGGCGGAGGAGCACUUGGUGCUGCUGGCUGCUUGGUGUUUUUGUAAUGCACCUUUUUCUCCUUUAGCUGCUUCCAUUGAAGCUUCUACAGAUGACGCUUUCUCUAUGCUCGUGGAAUGUGAACAGACGUAAAAUGUUGUGACAUCCAUACCGAGAACAAGGCAAUUGGGUCUUGAUUUCAAAUCAACCAUGGAGUGCAACAAGGAUGAGGCUCUAAGGGCUAAGGAAAUUGCAGAAAGUAGAAUGCAAAGUGGUGACUUUGUAGGGGCACUGAAGUUUGCUACAAGGGCCCAAAAACUGUUUCCUGAAAUUGAGAACAUCGUUCAUAUCCUUACAGUUUGUGAGGUUCACUGUGCUGCACAGAAGAAGCUUUCCGGAUCUGAAAUGGAUUGGUAUGGAAUUCUUCAGACUGAACAACUGGCAGAUGAAGCAACCAUAAAGAAACAGUUCAGGAAGCUUGCCCUGCUACUUCAUCCUGAUAAAAAUAAGUUUUCAGGUGCAGAGGCUGCAUUCAAGUUGAUUGGAGAAGCAAAUAGGUUGUUAACUGACCCAGAAAAGCGGAGAUUGUAUGACAUGAAGUACAGAGUCUUCAUGAGAACUGCAUCAUCUAAGCCCCCAUAUUAUCAUUCAAAUGGGAGUGUAUUUGCCCAGAAACACGAUGUACAAGCAAGAAAUCAUCACAAUUAUUCACACUCCACAAGUUGGAAUUCCUAUCAGCAGGCUGCUCAACAAACUUUCUGGACAUCUUGUAAUCAUUGUAAAACCAGGUAUGAAUACUACAGAACUGUUUUAAAUGCAACCUUACGCUGUCACCAGUGUUCUAGACCUUUUGUGGCUCAUGAGUUGGGAUUUCAGCCCGGUUCACCUGGAUAUAAGUGGACAACAGACCAAAGAGAAUAUCCAAAUUUUGAAUCCGUGACAAAAUGCACUUAUGGAGUUGAUGGGCACUGUAAAGGUCAAAAGGGUGACAAUGGCAAUGUGGCUGCGGGAAGGGCAAAGGUGGAUGUUAGAAGGUCCAAACCUGCUUCACCCAAACCCAGGGAGUCUUGUUCCUCAACUCAUGUUGGAAGUAAGAGGAAUAGGGAGUCAGUUCCAGAUCCCAGAGAAAGUUGCAAGACUGGGAAUGCUAACAGUGUUAAAAAUUCCAAUGUUCAAGGAAGUGGUGUUGACCCUUCUGGAUCUAAAGCAGAAGCACAGUCUAGGAGAUCUUCCAGGCAAAAGAAGGAUGUUUCUUACUCUGAAACCUCCCAUGAUGAUGAUGAUUUUGAGAGUCCUUCUAAAAGGCGCCGACAAAAUGGAUCAUCUAGCACUGUAGCAAUGGAGGAAAGAGAAGUACCUGCAAGUGGUGGGUUGUCUAAACACAAUCAUUCAGCUAGUUCUGUAGCUGGCCUGGGUAGUGAGAGUGGAGAGAAGAACAAUAAAGCAAGUGGUCUGCCUGAAGAAAUAUUGCUACAGAAGAGAAGCAAAAUUGAGCAAUCUCAUGUGCAUGGAGAGGAGCCAUCCAAGUCAAGUGUUGAUGAGACAAACUCAAAAGCCGAUCAUCAUCCUCCAUUUAAUUCAGAUGUCCCUUCUAUUCCAGAUAUCAUCAACUGUCCUGACCCAGAUUUCAGUGAUUUUGAGAAGGAUAGGGCAGAUAAUUGUUUUGUUAAAGAUCAGUUCUGGGCCAUUUAUGAUCCAAGUGAUAGCAUGCCAAGAUACUAUGCUCGUGUGAAGAAAGUGCUGUCUCCUGGGUUCAAGUUGCUGAUUACCUGGCUGGAGGCUGACCCAGAUGAUGAAGGUGAGAUUGAUUGGCAAAAUGCCGAGUUGCCUGUUGGUUGUGGUAAGUUCAGAUUAGGUGACACUCAAGAAAUUGAAGACCGUGCUAUGUUCUCUCAUCAGAUGCAUAAUAUAAAAGCAAUUGGCAGAAGACGUUAUAUGGUAUAUCCUAGUAAAGGGGAAACAUGGGCAAUAUUUAAAGACUGGGAUAUAAAAUGGAGUUCUAAUCCAGAAAAGCAUUGCAAGUACGAAUAUGAAUAUGUGGAGGUCCUGUCAGAUUUUACUGAGAAUAUUGGCAUUGAAGUUGUGUAUCUUGGCAAAUUGGAAGGCUUUGUUAGUCUCUUUCAGCAAACUGAGCGUAAUGGACUUGGCUUAUUUUUUGUUCCACCUAAUGAGCUCUAUAGGUUCUCACAUCGAGUUCCUUCAUUUAAAAUGGCUGGUGAUGAAAGAGAUGGCGUUCGUUGUGGAUCUUUUGAACUUGAUCCUGCUGGUUUGCCUGUUGAUCUUUUUGGGUUGGGUAAUACCGAUAUGGAUAUGGGAGAUGACGUGUUAGAUGCCGGGGUCAAAAAUUCAGGCCACAAAUCCUCUGAACAAAAGGUGGAAAAUGUGGUUCUUGAUGAGAGUGGUCACGAGACGAAAAUAAAUAAGAGUAGUGAUGUCGAAAGAGCUUCCUCAGUACUUAGAAGAUCGCCAAGGGGGUUGAACAGAAAAGAUAUGAAUAAUGACCGAGUUAAUAGAAGUCAGAAUGUGGCUAGAGAGAAUGGUAGCAAAGACAUGGGCUGCAUGGACUCCAGUCAACCUGAUGGAACUGAUGAGCCUAGUCAUGAGAGGAAGCUGCAUAAGACGGACGAGGUUCAAAAAGCUUCCUUGAAACUUAGAAGAUCACCCAGGGGAUUAAAAAACAGAAGUAUGGAAAAUGGUCAAGUAAAUGAGAGUCAACAUAUGACGAGAGAGGAUCGGAGCAAAUAUCUAGGUUGCAAGGACUUCCGUCAACCUGAGGGAAUUUCUGUUGAAGAUCAGGCUGGCGAGAGGGUCAAAACACUAAAGAAACAUGCAAAAAAUGAUGGUGGAAGAGAAGGUUCAAAUGUGCAGAGAUCACCUAGAGAUUUAAGCAAGAAAAAAGCCCAAGUAGAUGCAAAUCAAUGUAUGACUGGCAAGUUAAGUGGUGAGCAUUCAGAUGCCAACGAAAAGUUGAAGGAUAGCAGAUUUUCUGACUCUUUUGGAGGUGUUUGCAAACCUUCCACUGAAGGUUGCAGAGCUCCAAAAGCAUCACGAAAUAUGAUAAAAUCUGAAGAGAUGUUUCAGCGUGGUCAGAUAUGGGCAUUAUAUGGUGACAAGGAUCGGAUGCCUGAGAUUUAUGCACAAAUUAAGAAGAUUGAUUUUGCCCCGGAUUUCAGAUUGCAUGUCGCCUCCCUUGAACCCUGUUCAAUGCCCAAAGGCAUAACUGGCGUGGUAGCUUGUGGUACCUUUAUGGUUAAAAAUGCUAAAACUCGGGUCGUUUCCAUUUCUACUUUCUCUCAUCAGUUAAGAGUUGAACCCAGGCAAGAUAAUAGAUAUGAAAUUUAUCCAAGGAAAGGUGAGAUAUGGGCGCUAUACAAGAACCAGCAUCGUGGAUCAACUUGUUCAAACCAGGUUAGAGGUGAUUGUCACAUAGUGGAGGUGUUGGAUGAUGAUGAUGAGAGUUCAAAGGUUGUGUUUCUUGUUCGUCAUCACGACUCUAGGCCAAUUUACAAGACUCCUAGAAUUCAGAGAUCUAAAAAUGUUAUCAUUAAUAUACCACGGGUGGAUGCAUAUAGAUUUUCUCACCGGAUUCCUGCUUUUAAGCACACUGGGGAUGGCGAUACUCAUCUCAAAGGAUGUUGGGAGCUGGAUCCUUCAUCAGUUCCUGGUUUUGUAAUAAACUUAGGGUGAAGCAUAGCCUGUCUUCAUAAGUUGUGUUUCUUUCUGUUUUUUUAAGGAUUUGGAACUCAGCAUCUAUGUCAUUGCAAUGUGUAAAAUUUCUUUUCUCACGAAUCAUGAUCGCUAACAUAACAUCCUCAAGUGUAGUAAGCCCUGCCUAUGUCUUGUUUUAAAUUUUGUAAUAUGGCAACUACCAGUUGUCGAGGUUCAGUAAUUCUGAUAAACCAGCUGCUGAGCUUACGAACCUUUUCCAUGCAAAUGUAUUAGGGAAUGGACUACAAGCUUGCAUUUAUGAUGCUGCGAACUAAGAAUAUUAUGGACAGAAUCCUGAAAUGGGAAUGAUAUUCUGUA